CAGUUAACUCGCAUAUCCAGCCCCGCUAUCAAGUACCUACCUAUUAGCAUCAUGUGAUGUCGCGAUCAAUCGGCACAACAGGCAACACCGUAACAUAUACCUACAUCCUCCUCAUUGUGUACUGAUUAUUACACUUCUUCUCAUGGACUCAAAAGCUACACAUCCGCCAACUUACGGCCUAGCCAUAAACGUCUACGGACGCGGUGACGCUACCCUUGGAGAUGGCCCCUCCCACGUUGGAAUAGUCAUCUACGAAAUAUCCUCUUCCACAUGCGAAAUUUACCACAUUCGCAAUCCAACAGAUGACGGUUUCAUCUAUGAUCCUCGGAUCCAGCCACUUGAAGACCCAGUACUAAGAGGCCGCUGCGAGCUUGGUUUAUUAUCGCAAGAACAAAAGGAACGAACAACCCAGUUACUCUCCGCGUUCGGGAAAGAUGAAUCGAAUAUUCCCGAAUGGGGAGUGGGAAACUGUCAGGAUUGGGUUGCUGGUGCUGUGGCGAUGUUGGAUAGAGAGGGUCUGGUGAAUCGAGGGGAGGGCGAGUUUUGGAGGAGUAUGAUCAAUCGAAGCGCUGAUGAGAUGAAAGAGUCUUGUCUUCGUACGGGUAGGAAGUGGAUAGUAGGAUCGGAGGCUACAUUUGAGGGAGUCCCUGAUGCCAGAUUCUCGGAUAAGGAAGAUCCUACCAAGUCUGUUGGGAAGUUGAUGCAUAACUCGGCAUUUCAGGAUCGCAUACGAUCACUCUUGGGCAAUGCAAAGGAUACCGGAGCUUCGACUGCUGAAGACACUCCCCAGGAGCGGCCCUUCUACGUUUCAAGUCCGUUCUUUAGCUUUACUUCUGAAAGUAAUGGCAAAGCGUCGUGACUACGUGAUGGCAAACAUUGCGGCUGAGUUGUGCCGAAUCCCGUUUCAGAGAGAUGUAGUUUGUAUCGGGAGUUAGGUGCUCAAUAGAUAGCUCAAGAACGCUAUAAAUUGUGGCCGAAUAGCACAUAAUUGAAAUAAUGCAUGUUCAUUGACGUUUCCCAUAUGUCCAUUUUAUCCCUGGGCACAUCACUGUAUCACUCGCAUUGUAUGAGAUAGCCAAUUAGCGGUAAUAAUGGAAGCAGAAAUAGUAAGUGCAGGAAGUGUUGUCAAUUAAAAGAAGAAAAUGGGUGCAACAACACAUUAACCCAAGAUGGGACUUCUCGCCGUAU
This is a messenger RNA of Paecilomyces variotii, 1188 nucleotides long. RefSeq lists its product as hypothetical. The coding region runs from base 143 to 859 and encodes 238 amino acids. Lineage: Eukaryota; Fungi; Ascomycota; Eurotiomycetes; Eurotiales; Thermoascaceae. The record is from RefSeq and is a predicted model, not a curated record. The transcript has a single exon.